AUGCCUCUCUCACACGAAUCGCUCCCAAGCACAAUCAACCGCACCCGCACAGAAUGGCAACUCUACACAUCCCACUUCCUAUCCAUGUGGAACUCACGGCUCUUCGAGUUCGGCGCCGUCCUCUUCCUCGCAUCCAUUUUCCCAUCCACCCUCUUCCCCAUGUCCAUCUACGCCCUCGUUCGAAGCCUAUCAGCAAUACUCCUUGCCCACGCACUCGGCAGAUGGAUCGACACCGGAAACCGCCUCACCGUUGUUCGGGUAUCCAUUUUGGGGCAGAGACUUGCCGUGGCAGGAAGCUGUGGUGUCUUGUGGGCCAUGGAGACGCGGAUAGGAGGGCUGAAUGCGAGUCGUGUGAAUGGUUUGUUUGUCGUUCUGGUUGCGUUGGCGUGCGUUGAGAAAUUAUGCGCUACGAUGAAUACUAUUGCUGUGGAGAGAGAUUGGGUUGUUGUUAUAACGAACGAUGACGAGGACUGGAGAAGAGCUGUCAAUGCGAGAAUUCGUCGGAUAGAUCUCUCUUGUAAACUUGUCGGGCCACUCGUCAUAUCCCUCGUGGCAAUGAUGUCCACCGUCGUUGCUAUCUGGACAGUCUUGGGCAUGAAUAUGGCCUCCAUUUUUGUUGAGUACAUCUGCAUAGAAAAAGUGUACAAAAGCGUUCCCGCCCUCGAAAGACGUGCCGCUGAUGAAGAAACUCCACCUGACGAUCAACCAACAUCUCGCCUCUCGUCCUUCUUCACCAACAUUAUCCCUCUCUCCUCGGUCCCAUUCUACAUCCAUCACCCAGCGUUCCUCCCCUCAUUCUCCCUCUCCCUCCUCUACCUCACUGUGCUCUCCUUCUCAGGCCAAAUGAUCACAUACCUCAUGUCCGUCGGCUACACGCCGCUGUACGUCGGUAUAGCCCGCACGGGAAGCACCAUCGUCGAGCUAAGCGCAACAUGGGCAGCACCGAGGCUCAUGAGGAAAAUUGGUCCUAUACGAGGCGGAUUGUGGAGUAUCAACUGGCAGAUGGGUUAUCUGGCGGUCGGUGUUUGCUGGUACAUCGUGGAUAUGAAUAACCAGUCGGGUAAUCAGUUGAUUUCAGCAACCGUCUUAGCUAUCUGCGUGGCUUUUAGUCGGCUAGGUCUUUGGGGGUAUGAUCUCUGCGCACAGAAUAUAGUCCAGGAUGAAGUGGAAGCUUCGCAUCGAGGGGCGUUUUCCACAGUCGAAGCAGCAUUCCAGAAUCUCUUUGAGUUGCUUUCCUUUGCGUCGACGAUGGUAUUCUCCAGACCAGAGGAGUUUAAGUGGCCAAUGCUGAUAAGUAUUGUGGCGGUGUAUGUAUCUGGAAUAAUGUAUGCGGUGUUCUUGCGUUCACGAAGAGGGCAUUUGUUCCAUGCGCCGCCGUGCUUGAAGGGUAGAUCGGAAGGAAGGAUAGUCUUGGAAUAA
This is a messenger RNA of Pochonia chlamydosporia 170, 1419 nucleotides long. Its product is annotated as iron-regulated transporter. The coding region runs from base 1 to 1419 and encodes 472 amino acids. Gene Ontology annotation, molecular function: iron ion transmembrane transporter activity. Gene Ontology annotation, biological process: iron ion transmembrane transport. The transcript has 5 exons. NCBI's taxonomy places the organism in Eukaryota, Fungi, Ascomycota, Sordariomycetes, Hypocreales, Clavicipitaceae. Gene Ontology annotation, cellular component: membrane. The record is from RefSeq and is a predicted model, not a curated record.